UAGCCAAUCGUCGUUGUGCACGGUGUGAACACGGGUGCCCGCCGCUCAUUUCUAUCUACUACGGCUGAUGUCACCUACCAGACUGUUGGAUGGAACAUUGCGGGAGCACAAUGCGAUAUCAACGGAGUCGUCUACACAGAGCAUGGUGACUGUCUGUUGAGUGAUGAUGGCUUUCUUCCAGAACAACUUCUGGGGGGAGAAGAACGGCGGCUUUGACGUGCUUUACCACAACAUGAAGCACGGCCAGCUGGCAACCAAGGAACUCGCCGAGUUUGUUCGCGAGAGAGCUGCCAUCGAGGAGACUUACUCCAAAUCCAUGGGCAAACUGGCUAAGAUGGCCAGCAACGGAAGCCCGCAAGGGACGUUUGCACCAAUGUGGGAUGUGUUCAGGGUGUCUUCUGACAAACUGGCUCUCUGCCAUCUUGAGCUCAUGAGAAAGAUGAACGAUCUCAUUCGGGACAUCAAUAAGUACGGUGAUGAGCAGGUCAAAAUUCACCGCAAGACAAAGGAAGACAUGGUGGGGACUGUCGAGGCGGUGCAGGCACUGCAAGUUCAGAGUGGCCACCUUCAGAAGUCCAAAGAGGGUUACCAUGCCAAAUGUUUGGAGCUGGAGAGGCUCAGGAAGGAGGGAGCACCACAGAAGGAACAGGAAAAAGCGGAUCUGAAGUCUAAGAAAGCAGCAGAAUCAUUUGCACUGUGUAUUGAAAAGCACAAUCGAGUGGGAGGAGAGUUUGAACAAAAGAUGAACGAGUCUGCUCAGAGGUUUCAGGAAAUUGAGGAAGCCCAUUUGCAACAGAUGAAACAUUUGAUUAAAGCUUAUUCCCACUCCAUAGAAGACACUCAUGUACAAGUUGGCCAGGUCCAUGAGGAAUUCAAGCAAAAUGUAGAAAAUAUUGGCAUCAAUACCCUCAUCCAGAAAUUUGCAGAGCUGAAGGGCACUGGCAAGGAAAGGCCCGCUGUAGUCAGUUUUGAGGAGUACAUGACAGCCAUAGCACCCGAGGGCGGAAAGAAGAGUCGGGCCAAAGCCUUCCGGAUCCCCGGACUGGGCAAGCGGGACAAGGAGCCGGACUCCACGGAUUCUGCUGUGACUGAGAUACCGAAUUCACCCUUUGAUGUAGACGAUGAAGGAUUCGUCAUCCGAGCUGACAGCACUCAGAAUGGCUGCUCUAAAGAGAAGGACAACAACUUCUAUUCCAGCGACUCCGACUUUGAUGAUGACGAGCCCAAGAAGUUCCAGAUCCAGAUCAGACCGGUGGCCAACAGCUCCCGCAGCAGUGCAGCCGCCCGUGAGAAGGAGCUGAAAGCUACUGUGGGAACUCUUACCUUGCCACCCAACAGAGGGGUAAAAGUCAAAAGGCAUCUUUCCAGAAACUCGAGCACAGGCGGACGUACCGAUGACGAGGGCACCUCUUCUCGAGAUGGUGAGCAGGAGGGCCUGCGCAGGUCAACUUCCAGUCCAGAUCACAGCAGAUUGAGUUCUACAGCAUCCGGUACCGACAGUCUGUUUGGGCCGCCUCUCGAAACAGCCUUGAAAUUCAAAAGCUUUAGUGGUCGGGGACAGCUCCAACAACAAAGUUCCUUUGGUGCCUCUGAAUAUGCUGCCUUUUCAUCAGACUCUUCCUCACCAGAGAACAUUGAGGACUCGGGUUUGGACUCACCCUCCCUUCAGCCGCUCGACCCCUCCCCUGAGCCGGCGGGCUGGGCGGCGUGGCCUCCCGUUUCACAAAGCAAAGAACAGACACAAAUACGAGGGCGACCUGCUGCUGACCCUUUCCUCUCAGCCUUCUGUGAGCCCUCCCCUGCUCAAAGUCCUCAUGGGCAGGAUGACCCCGUGACCGCUGUCGGUUCUUCCCGUUCCUCGAGACGCCCCUCAGACGUGGACUCCUCCUCAGCCGGGCGCUUCUUCCCUGCUUUCCAGCAGUCCUUCCCCUCAAUGGAGAUGGAGUCAGCGGCGUGGAACUGCAGACAUCACCCCGAAGAUCCCUUCUUUGCCGCUUUUGACAGGAACGUCACACAGGAGACCUUCAACCUGGCCGACGCCUGGCUGCGCCAUCCUCCGCGCCCGACCCAGGACGGACGAGGAACGGAGGCGCGAGGGGACCCCUUCUCCAUCGCUAGCGCUGACACCAAGCCGCUCCCGCCCCCUUCUUCCUCCACCUCAUCUAAUCGUAAAAACAGAGAGCGAAAACGAGACCGAAGCCUACCGCCGCCGGUUUCUUCCGAUGACCCGUUUGCCAUCACCAUGAUCGGAAGCCCCACCCACCAGUCGUCACUGGCUGCAGCAGGAGGAAUAAUCCCACGUAGCACCAGCAAUAAGCUGACAUUUGAUAACAACCCGGAAUCUUUUGCUCCAUCGCAGCAGCCAAAGAAGGAACUUGCCCAUUGGAAUUCUCUCCAUAACCCGUUUAGCGAGGGACAGCCGAGCAAUUCCAGAGCAAACGACGCGGCGGGACUAGGGAAAGGAGAUUGUGUCGGCGGCGAGAGGAGAAAACAUCGCUCGUCAGAGAGCGAACCUCGCCGGAACGCUCCUCCGCUCACGAGACAUUCUGGCCCGCAGGAGGAUCUUUGUUUCUCCACGGACAAAGACCAAGACUGUCUGGACAUCAACACGCCCCAGCCUUGCAGUGUCAUCUCUCACAAGGGUACCAAACACCACUUUAGACAUCAAUCGUUUGACGUGGUCACGGCUGCUCUUUCCAGGGCCAACAAGCCCAGCAAGAAGAGCGCCAAUCUACUCAGCGGCAAUGACAGAUCUCAGUCCCGGUCGUUGUGCUCCUCGCCUUUGCCGGAGCCCAGCGCCUCCCUCACCUCCUCGUCUUCCUCCAGUCCCAGCGAGUGGGGACCUCAAUGUAGGGACGUUGAAUGGGGAGGACAGAACCGAGCCCCCAGCCCUGCCCGGGUGCGGCAAGCCUCACCUUUGCCUUACCCGCUCCAGGACCAGCCGUCCAGAAAAUUGCACCUGUCCCGAGGCCCCAGUCCCCUUUCCCUCAGCACCCAGGAGGCUUGGCCCGUGGCCGCCGCCAUCACCGAGUACAUCAACGCUUACUUCAAGGGCGGACAACACAAUCAGUGUCUGGUGAAGAUCACAGGCGAUUUGACCAUGUCCUUCCCAGCAGGCAUCAGCCGCAUUUUCACAGCAAAGCCCAACGUCCCUGUGCUCAGCUUCCGACUGGUCAACAUUUCCAAAAUAGACCACUUCUUACCUAAUCAGAAGCUUCUCUUCAGUGAUCCGUCUCAGAGUGACCCGGAGGCCCGAGACUUCUGGUUCAACAUGCAGGCCCUGCAGGUGUACUUGCAGCGGGAGGCUGAACUCAACCCCCAGGCCUCUUACUACAAUGUCGGACUGCUCAAGUAUCAGGUGUCAUCUCAGGAUCCAGCCCGGGCUCCUCUCCUGCUGUCGGGGGAGUGCCAGCGCAGCGGCACAGUGACCCGGGUGUCGCUGGACUACCAUUGCUGUCCCGUCACAGCGCCGUCCACUCAGCUCACCGCCGUCCAGGUGCUGCUGCAGUUGGACCACACGGCGGCCGACCUGCAGUGUCAGCCGCCUGCCUCCUGGAACGCCGAGGAAAGACGUCUGCUGUGGAAGCUUGCCAACCUCUCGCCCACCAACCACAGCAAAGGCUCGGGGACUCUGUGUGCCAGCUGGCAGUGUUUGGAGGUCCCUCGCGGCCCCCCGCCCAACCUGGCCGUUCAGUUUGUGGGCUCCGGGGCCUCUCUGUCAGGCAUGGACGUGGAGCUGGUCGGCAGCCGCUAUCGCAUGUCGCUCAUCAAGAAGAGAUUCGCCACAGGAAAGUAUAUGGCAGGCUGCACCUUGUGAACAUAAUGACAUCGUUGGAGCUUCUGAGACGUUUGCUACUAGGUCAAUGUUGAAGGACCACAAGCACUUAAUUGUGACACUGUUUCUGCUGCUAUGGUCUCUUUAUUGUCUCUUGUGUGUUCAUUUUUCCUGGAGAAAAUGUACUUCCUUGUUUCAUCCCUUUAUACUACUGGACUGCAAACUAAGCUAAAUGUUAAAAGUCGACACUUGGUGUACAGGGAAGCAUGUAUUGAGUAAUAACUUAAGCAUAGUCUGAGUGGCAAUUGAACACUUAAGAGUAGGAAGUGACUGGCAUAUCCUAAAUGAUUGAACAGGGUCAUUGUUAUAUCUUCUUCUCUACCUUAAAAAAAAAAAAAAAAAAAAAGAAGCAAUGUUUGCAUAUCUG
Messenger RNA from Syngnathus acus (greater pipefish), 4202 nucleotides. RefSeq names its product FCH and mu domain containing endocytic adaptor 1 (gene fcho1). Gene Ontology annotation, biological process: clathrin coat assembly; clathrin-dependent endocytosis. Gene Ontology annotation, cellular component: clathrin-coated vesicle; clathrin-coated pit; plasma membrane. Lineage: Eukaryota; Metazoa; Chordata; Actinopteri; Syngnathiformes; Syngnathidae. Bases 164 to 3817 code for a protein of 1217 amino acids. The record is from RefSeq and is a predicted model, not a curated record. The transcript is spliced from 27 exons.